CUCGCGCGCUGGUUAAAAAGAGGGAGAAAAAGACCAAAAGAAACAUGUGAGCAUUUCUGAAGAUCCAGUGAGAGUCGACUUAGUUACCUACCAACCACUGUGCAGUAACCGAUUUUAACUUAUGAGCAAGCAAGAAAGUUAAGCUGACAUCAAACCACUGUGGUCGUUAUUUUUUCUUAUUACUUUUUUAUAUGAGAAAAUGUUUUUCUAUGUUAUUACAUCAUAACCAGCACUUGUAUUAAUUUAUUAUAGAUUACUAUUUUCUUGUAAUAUUUAAUUCGGAUUUCUUUAUGUUUCUAUAUUCUUGUAAAUUAUUGCAUUUAUUAUUUACCUCUGGAAAACAAAAUACUCGUUAAAUUGGAAAGAAGCUGCGCCGUUCUUUUUUUCAAGAGAAGAGUCGUUUUGUUCUCCGAUUAGAUAUAUAAGCUUCGUUGGAGAUUCUCUGAAACAUGAAGCAUUUGAAAUUCGUGCUGGUAAUGGCAAUCGCGGUGAACGUAUGGGAAUGUAGCGACGCAAAAUUUGGGGAGAAAGGCGAAAUUAGUCCAAGGAGGAGGAGAUGUUACGAUGGAAGCUUACCGAAGCGCCUUAAAAAGAGAGACCGAAAACUGUCACUGGACAGCAGCGUGGAGGUUUGUCACAGGUUGUACCCCCGCGUGUCCUGCUGUCCCAGUAAGAGGGCUGCCUAUCAGAUUCUUCACCGGCGGGAUGCCAGGAUAUUUUCCACCAACAACACUGAGUGUGCAAAGCUGCUGGAGGAGAUCAAAUGCGCUCGCUGCUCGCCCCACGCCCAGGUGCUGUUCCAGUCACCUGACCUCGACAAGGGGCCCCGCGGCGAAGCCAACCUGCCCCGACUCUGCCCCGACUACUGCAGGAGCUUCUACUACACCUGCAGAGGGCACAUACCAGAACUGUUCCAGGCUGACGUGGACGAGUUCUGCCAGUACUACGGGAGGAGAGAUGGUGGACUGUGCUUCCCAGACUUCCUCAGAAAGCAAACGCGAGGGCCAGCCUCCAACUACCUGGACCUGGACCAAUACGAGAAAAUAGAGGACAUCAACAGAAAACACAAGCACAACUGCUACUGCGCCCAGGAGGUGGUGUCUGGCCUCAGGCAGCCGGUGGAAGUGGUGCAUUGUGGGGACGGAUCCCAGCGACUCUUCAUCCUGGAGAAGGAGGGCUUCGUCAAGAUCCUCACCCAUGACAUGGUGCUCAUCAAAGAACCUUUCCUGGACAUCCACAAGCUGGUCCAGAGUGGGAUAAAGGGAGGAGAUGAAAGGGGGCUCCUAAGCCUCGCAUUCCAUCCCAAUUACAGGAAAAAUGGGAAGCUGUACGUGUCCUACACCACCAACCAGGAGCGCUGGGCUGUGGGCCCCCACGACCACAUCCUGCGCGUGGUGGAGUACACCGUCUCCAGGAAAAACCCCAACCAGGCGGACGUUAGGACCCAGCGGGUGCUGAUGGAGGUGGCGGAGCUGCACAGGAAGCACCUGGGCGGGCAGCUGCUCUUCGGGCCGGACGGCCUGCUGCACGUUGUCCUGGGCGACGGAAUGAUCACGCUGGACGACAUGGAGGAGAUGGACGGGCUCAGUGACUUCACUGGGGCGGUGCUGAGGGUGGAUGUGGACACUUCCAGCUGUGCGGCCCCUUACUCCAUCCCUCUGAACAACCCCUACUUCAACAGCACCAACCAGCCGCCUGAGCUCUAUGCUCACGGGCUGCACGACCCGGGCAGGUGCGCAGUGGAUAGGCUUUAUAUGGACGCAAACGGGAGCGUGGUGAUCCUGUGCACGGACUCGAUCAGCAGAAACUCCACCGCAGGAAGAGUGCUGCAGAUUCUGAAGGGGAAGGACUACGAACACGAGCCGUCCAUCUUGGAGCUGAAGUCCGGCAGCACCGCGUCCCCCGUGGGGGGGUUCCUGUAUCGAGGCUGUCAGUCUAGAAGGCUGUUCGGCAGCUACGUGUUCGGAGACCGAGCCGGGAACCUGCGCAUCCUCCAGCCGCCUCCAGAGGGCGUGGUGGGCGGGGCUUGGCAGGAGAAGGCCCUCUGUCUGGGCAGCAGCGCCUCCUGUGGCAGCUCCCUGUCAGGACACAUCCUGGGAUUCGGGGAGGAUGAGCUCGGAGAGGUCUACAUACUGGCCACGAGCAAAAGCAUGGUCCAGUCCCACAGCGGGAAGCUCUACAGGCUGGUGGACCCCAAAAGGCCCCUGGUCCCUAAGGAGUGCCAGCGGUUGGUGCAGGCCCCGGAGCUGCUGGCCACGGCGUGCUCUCGGCACUGCAAGAACGGCCACUGCACCCCCCCAGGCCGCUGCUGCUGCAGUGCAGGCUGGGACGGGCCCUUCUGCAGAGUGGCCAAGUGUGAGCCGGCCUGUCGUCAUGGAGGAGUCUGCAUCGAACCCAAUAAGUGCUACUGUAAGAGCGGGUACUCUGGGGAGCAGUGCGAGAAGGGGGAGGGGGGCACCACGGGGGGGGGUAGAGACGGGAUCCUGGACCAGAUCAUAGACAUGACGUCCUACCUGCUGGACCUCACCAGCUACAUCGUAUAGGCACAGACCGGCCCCGACCCUCACCCCAACCGGCCCAGACCCCUACCGGCCCGGACCCUCACUUCAACCGGCCCGGACUCCUACCGGCCCGGACCCUCACCCCAACCGGCCCGGACCCUCACUUCAACCAGCCUUCACCCUCACCCCAACUGGCCCAGACCCCUAACCGGCCCGGACCCUCACCCCAACCGGCCCGGACCCCUACCGGCCCGGACCCUCACCCCUACCGGCCCGGAUCCUCACCACAACCAGCUCAGACCCCCACCCCAACCGGCCCGGACCCCCACCCCAACCGGCCACCACAUUUCCUCUACUCCACAGGACCAAGGCUCUGUUCAUCCACCGUUCAACUAUUUCCUGUCCCUCCACCGCCACUUCCUGUUUGUUCUCCUGCCAAUAAGCUAUGCUCCUUUUCUUAGAAUGGACUUCCCAAAAAAAAAAAAAAA
Anguilla anguilla (European eel) is the source of this 2989-nucleotide messenger RNA. RefSeq names its product hedgehog interacting protein (gene hhip). Lineage: Eukaryota; Metazoa; Chordata; Actinopteri; Anguilliformes; Anguillidae. The record is from RefSeq and is a predicted model, not a curated record. The coding region runs from base 450 to 2543 and encodes 697 amino acids. The transcript is spliced from 13 exons.